CCGUAACGCUUUAAACAUGGAGGACCGAUUUGUUGGUCGUUAGAAAUAGUUGCCUAUCUGGUUCACAAAGUUUAACGACGACUACCCUCCAGAAAAGAUCCAAAGAACGGCAUAACGAUCCACACCCCAAAAGAACAGGAGGAAGAAAUUCUUCUAUCAGACAAAAAGAAAAAGGAAAAGGGCGACAAAAAUCAGAAAACAAACCAUUUUUGGGUGGGCAGUAGGAAGCAGCGACCCGGGCAGCCAGCCAGCCACUAGUGUUCAUCAUCUUCUUCUUCUUUCUCUUUACCCCCGAUCCCCUCGAAGAAUUUCUCUCUCUCUCUCUCUCUCUCUCUGCCUGCGCAGCAACUAAACUGAAAUAAGUAACUUCUUUCAAGAAUUUAAGGAAAGUGUUCGUUCCCAUCAGAAGCCAACGAAAAGUGACACCAAAGGUGAGAGCUUUUCUUUAUUCUGUUUAUCUCAGUUCUUCCUUCCAUCCAUCCAGCUUUCAGUUUUCUAUAUUUGAUCUGUUACUUCGUACUCUCCGUACACACCCUCUUCCUUUUCUCUCUCUCUCUCUCUCUCUAUGAUUGACCGACCCACUUUGCUCAAUUCUCUUCUUCCAAUCUCAGCCUCAAGUGCUUCAACUAGGAAAGAAUACCCUUUUCAAUUCCAGAUCUUCAUUUGGUAAAAUUGAGAAUUUCUGCUGCUUGUUUGUUUGGUCUCCUUAGUUUUGCUUCUGCAUUUGUUUACCCAUCUUGAUCUGUUGAAUAUUUAGGAACUGGAAUACUAACAAAGUUUUUAUCUUUGAUUUGGAGCUGCUACUGGGCUACCCUGCUUUUUUUAAACUGCUUCAAGUUCUCUGUGUUUCUCUGUUUUUCUCCAAGUUUUGAUCGAAUUUAUCUGUUCUUGAGCAAAAAUGAUAAUAACAUGGAAGUUCCUUCUGCCCCCCUUUUUGUUGCUUUUUCCAGACUUGGUUCCUCUCUAAUUUGGCUUGCAAUCUGAGUGAAAUCAGGGUUGAGCUUCAAACUAAAGCCGGUUUUAUGUAGAGUAAUCCUGCACAGCGGGAAUUUGCUAAACCCUAAUUCUCUAGUAAGUCAUUUGGUGAGCUGUGAGAAAAUUUUCUGGCCAAUGGAGGCUGCAGCAUUUGAUGCCGGGGUUCAACAACCAGAAGGAGAGGAGAACUUAAUCGAAGCUGCGAAGCAAAUUGUGAAGGCUUUAGGGUCGGGAAAGAAUCUCACGGAUGAUGCAAGGAAAAUUUUGGCUGACCUGGGCACCCAAUUGUCCACCAUAAACAUAAUCAGUGAGGACAAGGACGGCGACAUAGGCGAGCUCGAGGCACAGUUGGAUGCAAUUCAGGAGAAGAUUGCGAAUUGGGAGGCUGACCAGUCUAUGAUAUGGGAUUCAGGUCCCGAUGAAGCUAGUGAGUAUAUGAAUGCCACUCUAGAAGCCCAAAGAUUGAUUGAAAGAUUGGAGAAUUGUUUCCCUGGUGGUGGUGGUGGAGAUGAUGCUGGUAGAAGGGAUUUGCUAAGCAGGGGGCACGAUGUGCUUCAAAUGGCAAUGGCAAGGCUCGAGCAGGAGUUUACAAACUUGCUUGUACAAAACCAGCUACCAUUUGAGCGAGACAAUAUAGCAUCUUUCCGUUCAAGUGAAGAUGAUGGUCUCGAUUUCAACUCGUUUGUCUCCACUGGUGAUGAUCUUGAGGACCCGAGUAAUCGAGAUAGCAGCGUUAGCCGGAGCUGGGAGGAACUCACCAUUGAUAUGGUACACCCUGAUGCUAUCCCAGACCUUAGAGAUAUUGCUGAGUUGAUGUUUGUUUCUGGUUAUGGUCACGAAUGUUCACAAGCAUAUAUCACUGUUAGAAGAGAUGCCUUGGAUGAGUGCAUGUUCAUUCUCGAAAUGGAGAAACUGAGCAUCGAGGAUGUACUGAAAUUGGAAUGGGGGAGCCUUAAUUCCAAGAUUAAAAAGUGGAUCCGAGCUUUGAAACAGUUUGUCCGAGUCUAUCUUGCCAGCGAGAGUUUCCUCAGCGAGCAGAUCUUUGGACAGCUCGAGCAAUCAUCAUGGUCAGUUUGUUUCAUCGAGGCGUCAAAGGGAUCAAUGCUGCAGCUGUUGAACUUUGGGGAAGCCAUAUCUAUCGGUCCUCACAAACCAGAGAAGCUCUUCCCUAUCCUCGACAUGUACGAGACCAUUUCAGGUAUGAUUCCCGACCUAGAUUCUCUAUAUGCAAGUGGAGCUGGUUCGUGUGUUAGAAUCGAUUGCCACGAGCUUCAGAGAAGGUUAGGUGAUUCAGUUAGGGCAGCAUUUUUGGAAUUUGAGAAUGCAAUCGCGACAAGCACUUCAACAAUAGCUUUUGCUGGAGGAGGGAUCCACCAUUUGACACGCUAUGUUAUGAAUUACCUCAAUACACUCACUGACUACCAGGAAUCUUUGAAUUACCUCCUGAAAGACCACGAUAGACAGAAUGCUGUUAUGUCGCCUGAUCUAGCUCCGUCAACAAGGCAAGAAGAUGAUGCCAGCGGGGAACCUGCUGCAGACGAUUACGCCACCAUGGCUCUACACUUCAGGUCGGUCACCUCGAUCCUGGAGUGCAAUCUUGACGACAAGUCAAGGCUGUACAGGGAUCCAUCCUUGCAGCAUGUAUUCAUGAUGAACAAUGUCCACUACAUGGCGCAGAAGGUGAAGAAUUCAGCAGCAUUAAGGCACGUGUUCAAGGACGAGUGGAUCAGAAAGCACAACUGGAAGUUCCAGCAGCACGCAAUGAGCUAUGAGAGAGCCACGUGGAGCUCCGUGCUGUCCUUGUUGAAAGACGAAGGCAACUCCCAUCCGGGAUCGGUCUCUAAAGCUCAACUCAGGGACCGGCUGAAGAACUUCUAUGUGGCGUUCGAGGACGUUUACAGGACGCAGACAUCAUGGAUCAUCCCCGACGCUCAGCUACGCGAGGACCUACGAAUCUCGACCUCCCUCAAGGUCAUCCAAGCAUACCGAAUGUUUAUCGGGAGGCACACAAACAGCAUCGGUGAUAGGCAUGUUAGGUAUAGUGCUGAUGAUUUGCAGAAUUAUUUGUUGGAUCUGUAUGAAGGGUCUCAGAAGUCAUUGCACAAUCCUCACCGUAGAUGAUGAUGAUAGUGAUUAUGAUAGUAAAGGGUAUUUGUAUUAGUAUUCAUUAAUCCAGCUACAGAUCAUUAGGCUUUUCUUUAAUCAUAUACAAGUGUAGUUAUGUGCAUCAUGGAAGUUGUAUUUUCUGUAUCAAUAAUUAUGAGAUAUAUGAUGGGAUUCGAAGUUCAAACGUAUGAAAUUGGUCAAUUUUGGAUUGCUUUGACGAGCUUUCAAUAUUGAAUGGUCGUGUUCCAUAUACAGGGCAUCAUUGACGAGCCAAUCAGUCAUUGUACAAUCAAGAAAGGGCACGCAGAAAACGGGUCAACGUGUUUGUGGAAAUUAAGACAAAUUUUUUGAUUCUAUAACAUUCAAAUAAUCGUUCAUUGGAUGCUCAUGCACCCGCCUUCUUCCUGGAACUCAGAGUCUGAAAUGCUCCUGGGCAGAGAUCCCAUUAAGCCCUUUAGCAUAGUAAUGUUCAGUGAAUUCCUUCAGGGCAGUCUCCCUGUAAACCGGGGGAUUCUCAUCCGAUAUCAGCUCCUUGAGCGGGCCAUAAACUCGGGAGGGAGUUCUCAGGAAGCGGCUGCGGUCUCAAGAAACAGGCUAUUGAAAUCCUGGGGCCUAUUGAUUUAGCAGCAACUACUCUGUGUUAAGAGCUUUUGAAUUCCUCGUUAGAGAUCAACUGCAUGUUCCAUUGCCAAAGAUUUGAGUAUGAAAACCAGUUAGUUUUAUAGCAAAACUUGGAAACAUGCACGGUCCAGUUUUUACCUGCAUCAAGUCUCCCAGAUUUAUAACAAGAGCAUUUGAUGUGGGCUUCACAUCAACCCACUGAUCAGUGAUCAUCACAAAAGACCUGAAGACCGCCAAUUUGGUCUUGGAGAAGCACAGUGAGAAAGCUGCUGUCAGAAUGGCUGCUAGUUCCUAUUGUCAAAUCCGGUUCUGGACAAGCCGGAUAGUAAUAACCCCAAACCUUCCAAGUUCCAAGCAACCUUUCAUUACAUGUAUUAACGGUUUGAUGUGAUUACAACAAAAAAAAAUAAUAAAUAAAUAAAUAAAUAACUAGAUUACAAAAAGAAAAACGGUUUGAUGUCAUUUUUAAGGGAAAUACUUAGCUGCAACCCAGUUUGCAGCGUGCUCCUGCUGCCAACCCAGGUGGCUUUCAUCCAUUGGCUGAUUUCUUAUUAUUAAUUAUAUUUUUUAUUUGCAACUUUUACUUAAUUUUGCCACCGACCUGCCGAGACUCCAUGGCGACACUGUCCCAAUGAUAUAAUCUCCUAAGAUAGCAUCUCCUCUGUCAUCAUUCUUUCUAUUAGCCUACCUCCGUCGACCGACAAUCUGUCAUUAUAAUCACUUAUGAAGUUAUGAUAGCAUCUCCUCUGCCACCAUUGUAAUGGCAUCAUAGUGGGUAGACAACGGCUUCCGCAUACAACCGAUUGGAGGUUACAAAUCCUCAAAUUCAUACCGAAUAAUUCGAUCGGUAUUUCAAGUGCCCGGUGGCAGCGGCAAACAAUUUCAGGCCAUCAGCAGGGAAGCAAUCGCAAUGACGAAUGGUCGAUGAAUAGAAUCCAGCGGAAACAAAAAAAAAAUAGUACCUCAAUAUGGAAAAGUUGCAGAUAUUAAAAUAUAAUUAAAAAUAAGAACUCAGCCAAUAGAUGAAAGCCACCUGUGUUGGCAGCAGGAGCAAGCUGCAAACCAGGUUGCAGCGAAGUAUUUCCCCAUUUUUAAUUGUUAUAUAUCAUUGUUAAUAUUUUUGCUUAGUUUUGAACGUAAUACAACAAUCAUAUGUACUUUUUGACUGGUAAUUGAUACUUAACACUGAGUCUGAACAUUAUAUUUUUGUGCUUGUUUUCAACAAAAUACAAUUUUGUUA
Molecule: messenger RNA, 4942 nt
Organism: Linum trigynum
Lineage: Eukaryota; Viridiplantae; Streptophyta; Magnoliopsida; Malpighiales; Linaceae
Source: the annotation of a GenBank genome assembly